This is a messenger RNA of Wallemia mellicola CBS 633.66, 3610 nucleotides long. Its product is annotated as N2227-domain-containing protein. Bases 74 to 1213 code for a protein of 379 amino acids. Lineage: Eukaryota; Fungi; Basidiomycota; Wallemiomycetes; Wallemiales; Wallemiaceae. The record is from RefSeq and is a predicted model, not a curated record. The transcript has 15 exons. Gene Ontology annotation, molecular function: S-adenosylmethionine-dependent methyltransferase activity.
AGAUAAGGCAGUAGAAGCAGCGAAAGAGAGAGCACAUUUUCAGUCUAUCCUCAACGUAUUCGAUGUGUACGAAAUGGCUGCUCUCGGACAGAUAAAGAAUAAGCUCGGCGUAUAUCAUAGUCUACCUGACGAGCAGAAAGAAAUCUUAAAGAGUAUCGGUUUUAAAGAUCGCUUAUCUAAAAUAGAAAACGCUAUCAGAGCAAACGCUACGGUAGUCACCGCUAUUAGAAGUGAGGGUGACGGCUUAUUGGAGGAUAUGGAACAAGAAGAGCAAGCUAGAGAAAUGGAGAAGCUGGCUAUGUCCACUGGCCAACAUGCCUGCACUCAUUCACACGAUCAUGGAAAUGGUCAUUCACAUGACCACGCUGGUCAUUCUCACUCCCAUCCACCUACACCUUCCAUACAGGCAGAAAAACCAACACCUGCUCAGAUGGAUAAGCUCCUCUCAACUUUGAAGCAAUUUGUUCGUGAUUGGUCGUCUGAAGGUGAAAAAGAGAGAAACACAUCGUACGGUCCUAUUUUAGAAACAUUAGAGGAAAAAUAUAGUGGUCUCACAAAGGAACAGAGAUUGAACACAAAAAUACUUGUUCCAGGUGCCGGUUUAGCUAGAUUAGCAUUUGAUAUAGCUAGAAUAGGUUUCUCUAGUCAAGGUAAUGAGUUCAGCUAUUUUAUGCUUUUAUCCAGUUUCUUUAUCUUGAAUCGUACAACUGAACGCAACCAGCAUACAAUAUUUCCAUUCGCACAUACAUCGUCAAAUCACCCGGAGGAAACUUCACAAUUGCGGUCUAUAACUGUACCUGAUGUGUUACCACUUGACUACCUCCGUGGUCCUGACAGUGACUUUUCAUUAGUUGCGGGUGAGUUCUUGGAAAUCUAUGGUGGUGAUGAUGAGAAGGAGCAAUGGGAUGCUGUCGUUACCUGUUUUUACCUGGAUACGGCAAAGAAUAUAAUUGAUUAUAUCAAGACCAUUUCUCAUGUCCUUAAACCAGGUGGACAAUUCAUCAACUUGGGCCCGUUAUUGUACCACUUCGAAAACAAUGACGACGGUGAGGUGUCAAUCGAACUCACAUUAGAAGAACUCAAAAAGCUGUUACCACAAUGCGGCUUCAAAUUAGAUAACGAAAAGAUGAUUGACACAACAUACACCAACAACGGUGAUAGUAUGUUACAGUACACCUACAAAGCAUGCUUCUGGACAGCAACAAAAUUAUAGGUUAAUUAUUUGUAUUGCAACAGUUAUAAAAACAAGAAUAAUCGUUAAAAUCGUUAAAUCGAAUUAGUUGGCAAAAGAGUCACGAAUGGAUGUGCUAUAAACAUGAAUUAUCAUUCCUUUAUUUAUAAAGACAAACCAGUUGGUUUCCAUCCAAGCUCGGCUUUUAUCCUCUCGCUAGAAGUUGGCUUAAAGGUAGCACCAAUAGGGGCUAAGAAUGUUAUAUACUGAGCAGCAUCCUCCACAGACUUCAACUCAGCCUCAGCAUUAGUUUUCUUGGCAAUUGCCUCAGCUAUAUCCUUGAAUGGGAUGUUUCCUUCUGCUACUGCAUGAUAAAUGCCUGAUUUACCCUUUAAGCCAGCUUCAAACGCCAAACGAUAUGCUUUUGCAGCAUCGCUAACGUGUACUGCAGACCAAUGGGAUGGUUCCACAUAAACUACUUUCUUGUUUUUAAUUGCACUGUUUAUUAAAAUUCUUAUGAAACCUUUAUCGUGUUGUCCGGCGUGGACUGUUGGUGGCAGUCUGAUUGAUAUUGCGGUAACCCCCUUGCUAGACAACUCCAAAGCUGUUUUCUCACUUUUUCUCGGGAAGGCAGGAUUUGGAAGAUCCGAUUCUGUAGCAACACCAUCAUCACUUUCGAUGUCUAGUCCACCGACUGCGCUACUAACAAUGAAUGGUUUGUUAGUUCCCUCUAAUGGUUCACCAAGUGCCUUGAUAGCCAGUACGUCCAAUUCUGAUGCUUGUGUGUACUCAUCAAAAUUAUGAACGAAUGCCAGAUGUAUAACACCAUCAAUUGAUGGAUCUCCUGCUGCUUGUUUAAGAGUCUCGAAAUCUGUGAGACCACCUCUGAUAACCUUUACGCCUUUACUUUCCAACUUACGAGCACUCUCGUCUGAUCUUGCUAAUGCAGUGAUUUUGUGACCAUGAUUAAUCAGUUCGUCUACAGUUGCAGAACCGACUAAGCCUGUCGCACCAGUGAUAAAGAUAUGUGGCAUUUUAUUUGAUUGUUUGUACGUUUGUUUGGAAGAAAGAUAAGUACAGUGCGACGCAAUUUAUAUCACAUCAUACACAAUGAUUACAUAAUGUUUACAUAAUAUUAAUCUGUGUGGAGACAAACAACGGACCCCGAUAACUAAAUGCAGGCAUCUAACAAAUUAGGAAUGAACCCCUCUUACCCAAGUAUAGGGGGUCAUUGGAUGACUAAUGAACAUAUAUGAAAAAUAUCGCAAUCAACGAAUGUCUUAAAUUUCAAAGAUCUUGGUAAUAUCUUCUAGGACAAUCUUCAAUCAAUUAUUAUGUCAUAAUUUAUUCCGGUGUCCGAAUGAUAGUAUAAGUAAUCUCAUUUAGUCCUUUUAGAAAUCAUAAUGUCAGCAUCACAAGUUUUCUACAUCACUGGUACAUCAAGUGGCUUUGGUCGUGAGCUCGCUUUAAUCCUCUCGCAACGUGGACACAAAGUUAUAGCAACAGCUAGAACGAUCAGCAAGAUAGAAGAUCUUGGAAAGGUCGAUAACAUUAAGAUACAACAACUAGAUGUCACAGAUUCAUUUGAUAUCCUUCAAAAGAAAGUAGAAGAAGCCAUCUCAUUUUUUGGUACCGUUGACGUUCUCGUAAAUAAUGCAGGAUAUUCACAAACUGGUUGUUUCGAAGAACUUACAGAUGGAGAAAUUAGAAAGCAAUACGAUACGAAUGUCUUUGGAACUGUAAAUCUCACUAGAGUAUUUCUACCAUAUUUCAGAUCAACAGAGAAAGAAAGCAUCAUUUGCACGAUAACUUCUGCUGGUGGUUUAGUAAGUUUCCCAACAUCUGCUGCAUACACAUCUACGAAAUUUGCUUUAGAGGGAUUCUUUGAAGGUUUAGAUGGUGAAUUAAAAGCAAGUAAUUUACCAAUUAGGGUACUUAUAAUCGAACCUGGCGGUUAUAAAACGAAUUUCAUUGGGAAUAUUAUCAAAUCCGAGAAUCAAAUUGAUGUAUACAAUCCUAUAAAAGAACAAAUUCAUCAAUUAUUUACAGAAUAUGAUACAACUACUGGUGGUAAUGCCUUAAUAGGUUCAAAGUUAAUCGCAGAUGCUUUACUGAAACAAGGAUUCGCAGCUGGCAAAGACAUUCCAUUAAGGUUACCAAUUGGAAGCGAUUGUAUCAACUGGUCAGUUGAAAAAUUCAAGAAAACAGUUGAUAUAUUUGAAGAAUGGAGACCAUUUGCAGCUGAAUCAGAUCCAAAGAACUAGUUUCCAUGCAGUUUCAACUCAAGCUAUGGUUUUAUUCCUCUCUAUUACUCUGAAAAAUGAGUGUAUUUAUUGAUCGCUAUUAUAGUAUUUCUGAAUUGAAUAUAUAUAUAUAUAUAUUUGUUUAUUCUUUUAUUUGUUCUUUUCCGCAAAUGUAUCACUGAUUAUUAUUUUACUC